AUGAUGUACCAGUGGUUCACUAACACUUGGCUCAUCCAGCCCAGUGCCAGGCUACAGUUGUCCCUGGAAAACAGGACUCUGACUGUGUUCCAUGUCAAAAGGAAAGACACAGGACACUAUGAGUCCGAAGGGACCCAGCAGCAGCUGCACAUGGAGACCCCCUCAGUUCCGGCACACAGAGGCUCCAUGGCCUGGCACUUGUCCCUGCUCACAGGAAUAAGAAAAAGAGACUGUUGUGUAUGUAAAUAUUCACUGUUCCAGAAAUCUGGUGUGAUCUCUGGUGGGGCCAGUGACCUGAAGGCCAAGGCAAGACGUUGGGAUGAGAAAGCAGUAGACAAAUUGAAAGAGAAGAAGGAGCGGUUGACAGAGGAGCUAAAAGAACAAAUGAAGGCAAAGCGAAAAGAAGCAGAACUGCGUCAGGUGCAGUCUCAGGCCCAUGGACUGCAGAUGCGACUCAAGUAUUCACAGAGUGACUUGGAACAGACCAAGACACGUCAUUUAGCCCUUAAUCUACAGGAAAAGUCGAAGCUGGAGAGUGAACUAGCCAACUUUGGUCCUCGCAUCAAUGAUAUUAAGAGGAUUAUCCAGAGCCGAGAGAGGGAAAUGAAAGAUUUGAAGGAAAAGAUGAACCAGGUAGAAGAUGAAGUUUUUGAAGAGUUUUGUCGAGAGAUAGGUGUGCGCAACAUCCGAGAGUUUGAGGAAGAAAAAGUGAAGCGUCAGAAUGAAAUUGCUAAAAAGCGUUUGGAGUUUGAAAAUCAAAAAACUCGCUUGGGUAUCCAGUUGGAUUUUGAAAAGAACCAGUUAAAAGAAGACCAGGAUAAAGUACACAUGUGGGAACAGACAGUGAAAAAGGAUGAAAAUGAGAUAGAGAAGCUCAAGAAGGAGGAGCAAAGGCACAUGAAGAUCAUAGAUGAGACCAUGGCCCAGCUCCAAGAUCUGAAGAAUCAGCAUUUAGCAAAGAAGUCAGAGGUGAAUGACAAGAAUCAUGAGAUGGAGCAGAUUCGGAAGAAACUGGGAGGUGCCAACAAGGAAAUGACCCAUUUACAGAAGGAGGUGACAGCUAUUGAGACCAAGCUUGAACAGAAACGCAGUGACCGCCACAACCUUCUACAAGCCUGCAAGAUGCAAGACAUUAAGUUGCCACUGUCUAAGGGUACCAUGGAUGAUAUUAGUCAGGAAGAAGGUAGUUCCCAGGGAGAAGAUUCAGUGAGUGGAUCCCAGCGAACAUCAAGUAUCUAUGCACGAGAGGCCCUCAUUGAGAUAGACUAUGGUGACCUGUGUGAGGAUCUGAAGGAUGCUCAGGCUGAGGAGGAGAUCAAGCAGGAGAUGAACACACUGCAGCAGAAACUGAAUGAGCAGCAAAGUGUGCUUCAGCGUAUUGCUGCUCCCAACAUGAAGGCCAUGGAAAAAUUGGAAAGUGUCCGAGACAAAUUCCAGGAGACCUCAGAUGAGUUUGAGGCUGCUCGUAAACGAGCCAAAAAGGCCAAGCAGGCUUUUGAACAAAUCAAGAAAGAGCGUUUUGACCGCUUCAAUGCUUGUUUUGAAUCUGUGGCUACCAACAUUGAUGAGAUCUACAAGGCCCUGUCUCGCAACAGCAGUGCCCAGGCAUUUCUGGGUCCUGAGAAUCCUGAGGAGCCCUAUUUGGAUGGCAUUAACUACAACUGUGUGGCUCCUGGCAAACGAUUCCGGCCAAUGGAUAACUUGUCAGGGGGUGAGAAAACAGUGGCAGCUCUGGCCCUACUCUUUGCCAUCCACAACUACAAGCCAGCCCCCUUCUUCGUUCUGGAUGAGAUAGAUGCUGCCCUGGAUAACACCAACAUUGGCAAAGUAGCAAAUUACAUCAAGGAGCAGUCAACUUGCAACUUCCAGGCCAUUGUCAUAUCUCUCAAAAACUGA
Suncus etruscus (white-toothed pygmy shrew) is the source of this 1896-nucleotide messenger RNA. RefSeq names its product structural maintenance of chromosomes protein 1A-like. Gene Ontology annotation, molecular function: DNA binding. Lineage: Eukaryota; Metazoa; Chordata; Mammalia; Eulipotyphla; Soricidae. The transcript is spliced from 3 exons. Gene Ontology annotation, cellular component: nucleus; cohesin complex. The record is from RefSeq and is a predicted model, not a curated record. Bases 1 to 1896 code for a protein of 631 amino acids. Gene Ontology annotation, biological process: sister chromatid cohesion.